GUUAAGGGUAACGCCCCAAUAUUACAGGCCUAUACCGUAUGACAGCAAAGAGUGUUUUACUCCUUGGGGAAUAAAUUCAUCAUUUUGAAACUAGUCUCUAUCACUGCAUCACGAUGCGGACACUCGCUGUCUUCAUCCUCUUCACUUUAGCCGCGUACUCCUCCGCCCAGGUCAUAGGUUUCGGCGGAUGCCCCGACAUCGCACCGGUCGACGGAUUCAACUUCACCCGCUACGCGGGGCGGUGGUACGAAAUUGCUCGUUUCUACUAUGCAAGCGUAGACGGGGUAGAGGGUAUCCGAUGUCAGUCGGUCAAUUACACCUUGGGAGAUCAGUAUCUUUACGCCAAUAACUCCGGAUUCGCCAAUGGGAGAGCCUUCUCGUUCAAGAUCCCGAUUAGAAGGCCGACUGAAAACUUAGGAAAGCUAUACUACGAAAAUGAAAACGGGCCUGGAGAAUUAUCUGUGGCUUUCGUGGACUACGACAAGUACGUCAUGCUCCACGGAUGCACCGAGUACCUCUGGGGCUUCAUCAACGUCCAGAUCAACUUUAUUCUCGCCCGUCAACGCAGAAUGUCCGAGGAGGACUUCGAUGACGCUCUCCGGUUCCUGACCUCGAGGGGCGUCAAUGUACGGAAGUUUAUAGGGUCUGAUCAGCAAGAUUGUCCGUUCUAGGGAAACUAUAGCCCCGGGAGGGAUGACGACGACGACGACGAUUAUGAUAAACGAGAUGAUGAUGAAGAAGGAUAUUUCUAAUUGAUAAGAAUGAAAAAUAAUUAAAAUUCGUUCUCUUUUUCUUCUACCCCAGAUCUUCCAAUUAAGGCUCCAAUAGUAAUGACGACAAUGUGCAUUGUCAAUAGCGAGUUUUCGUAAUUGCAACGGGAUGGAUCUAAAACAGAGUAUAUCUACACUCUAAAAAACGAACAGCUACCAAGAGCUAAUUUAGCUCUUACAGAGCGUGAU
Molecule: messenger RNA, 959 nt
Organism: Lytechinus variegatus (green sea urchin)
Lineage: Eukaryota; Metazoa; Echinodermata; Echinoidea; Temnopleuroida; Toxopneustidae
Product: apolipoprotein D-like
Exons: 2
Coding region: 114-671 (185 amino acids)
Molecular function (GO): pigment binding
Source: RefSeq, a predicted model, not a curated record